ACUACAGCAGCUUGCUUCUGGGGCUCUCUCGCGUCGCCCUUGCGUUGCACUGAUGCUCGGGCCUGGCGCACACCUCCAAUCUGUAGUCCUAAAUCUCAGCCCAUCUUUUAUUAUCAGUCCAUCCUGGCCAAUGGCCCCUGUUCCGCCGAUAUCUUUUUGACCUUUUUUUCCUCUUUUAUCCAAUCAAUAUCUUUUGAUACAAGGGUGUAAGAUUUUUUCCUUUUUUUAAUAAAUAUUAUGAAAAUGAAAAGAGUCUUAGUGGGAGUUUUUUGUUAAAUAAGUGAGGUAUGGUAGUUGGGUUUAAGGUUGAUGGAUUUAGUAGAAUUGUAUUUAAUAUUUUAUCGAUCAUUAUACAUUAAUAUUUUCAAGCCAAAAGCAAGUUGUAUGGAUGUGGGAACUCAACUGGUAGAACGCAAUAAUUGUGGUAGUGGAUCACAACAUUAAUGAAAUACCAAACAAUUUCGAAUUAGUUCACCACUCGCAAUUUGCAACUCGUGUGGCAACACAGCAAAGGCCGCCAUUCUUGCCCAUUAGCUCCAAUCCUCGUCGUCUUCCACCUCAAAAUUCUCUGUGUUACACUUUAAGAUGUCUAUUUCAUCCAAAUCCAUCUUCUUCUUCUUCUUCUUCCACUUCUGCAUCAUCUACCCCAAAUCGUCCUCUGGUCUCCAGUUUCCGUGUAGUCCACCGCACCACAAUUCUUAUCCCUUCUGCAACGCAUCCCUCUCCACCACAGCCAGAGCUCAAUCCAUUGUCUCAUUGCUCACUCUCCAAGAAAAGAUCCUACAGCUCGCAAAUAACGCCUCCAGCAUUCCCCGCCUCGGUAUUCCUUCCUACCAGUGGUGGUCGGAGGCCCUCCAUGGCAUAGCCACCAACGGCCCCGGCGUCUCUUUCACCGGCCCCGUAACUUCCGCCACCAGCUUCCCACAAGUCCUCGUCACCGCCGCUUCCUUCAAUCGGACUCUCUGGUUCUUGAUUGGGUCCGCAAUCGCAGUCGAGGCUAGAGCAAUGUUCAAUCUGGGGCAAUCUGGGCUGACGUUUUGGGCGCCUAGCAUCAACAUUUUUAGGGAUCCCAGAUGGGGAAGGGGCCAGGAGACUCCCGGUGAAGACCCCAUGGUCGCUUCGGCUUAUUCAAUUGAGUUCGUGAGAGGUCUUCAGAGCGGGAAUUGGGGGAGAGGCGAUGAGAUUGGGAUGGAAAGUUUAAUGGUUUCCGCUUGUUGCAAGCAUUUUACUGCCUACGACUUGGAGAAAUGGAGGAAUUUCAGUAGGUAUACCUUCGAUUCUGUGGUAACAGAACAAGACCUCGGGGAUACAUAUCAGCCACCAUUCCGAAGUUGUAUUCAACAAGGAAAGGCUAGCUGCUUGAUGUGUUCUUACAAUGCCAUAAAUGGGGUGCCUGCUUGUGCAAAGCCCGAUCUCCUGCAGAAAGCCCGAAAUGAUUGGGGCUUCAACGGGUACAUCACCUCGGACUGUGAUGCAGUAGCUACAAUUUAUGAAUAUCAGAAGUACACCCACACCCCUGAGGAUUCUGUAGCAGAUGUUCUCGAAGCAGGAAUGGAUAUUAAUUGUGGUUCAUUCAUGCUUCGGACUACUAAAUCCGCCAUUGAUCAAGGGAAGGUGAAAGAAGAAGAGUUAGAUAGAGCUCUCCUCAAUCUUUUCUCGGUUCAAAUCCGUCUUGGACUCUUCGACGGGCAUCCCAGAGAGGGGAAGUAUGGAGAGCUGGGAGCACAAAGUGUUUGCACUUCGCAACACAAAACUCUGGCUCUCGAAGCUGCAAGGCAAGGAAUUGUGCUCUUAAAGAAUGAAAAUAGAUUUCUACCGUUGAAUAAGCAGGCUGUUUCUUCAUUAUCUGUUAUUGGAUCUUUGGCAAACGAUGCAAGCAAAUUGCUUGGAGCCUAUGCAGGAGUUCCCUGCAGCUCAGUGAGUCUUCUUGAGGGAUUUCAAGAAUAUGUAGAAACAAUUUUCUUCUCGUCUGGUUGCCUUAAUGUGAUGUGCGCAUCAGAUAGUGGAUUCGACGAAGCAGUUCUUAUUGCCAAGAAAGCUGAUUUUGUUAUUGUAGUGGCUGGGCUCGAUUUAUCUCAAGAAACUGAAGAUCUAGACCGAGUUAGUCUUUUACUACCUGGUAAACAAAUGGACCUUGUAUCUUCCAUGGCAUCAGUAAGUAAGAAACCGAUCGUUCUCGUGCUCGUCGGUGGUGGACCGCUUGAUAUAUCCUUUGUAAAAAAGGACCCAAGAGUUGCAAGUAUUCUUUGGAUCGGGUACCCAGGCGAAGGUGGUGGAAAAGCUUUAGCUGAAGUCAUCUUUGGAGACUUCAACCCAGGUGGACGGUUGCCCGUGACGUGGUAUCCAGAAUCAUUCACCAAUGUUCCUAUGAACGAUAUGCACAUGAGAUCAAACCCGUCACGCGGUUACCCUGGAAGAACAUACCGAUUUUACACAGGAGACCGGGUCUACGGAUUCAGUCAAGGCUUGAGCUACACAAGUUUCAAGUACAGUUUGUUAUCAGCACCACAGAAGGUGAGUCUUUUGGGAAACUUGGAGGCAGUUUCUAGCAGAAGAAUCAUGAUACCUCAAGUAGGAAAUGGAGUGGAAGUGAAUUAUAUGGAAGUCGAGGAUGUAGAAUCCUGUGAUUUGCUCAGAUUCUACGUUAAGUUAUCAGUGGCCAACACUGGUGAGUAUGAUGGGAGCCACGUGGUGAUGCUGUUCUCUGAGUUUCCAAAAGUCUUGAGAGGCAGUCCUCAGCGACAGCUGAUUGGCUUUGAUCGGCUGCAUGUAAAGAGACAGCAAUCAGCUGAAAGCAGCAUCUUGGUGGAUCCUUGUAACCAUUUAAGUAUGGCAGAUGAAUAUGGAAAAAGGGUGAUACCUUUAGGAGAUCAUAUAAUAAGCUUGGGAGAUUUGGAGCAUGUUAUUUCAAUUCAGGUCUUGUAAGUGUGUAUAAAUGUGAAAUUAAACCUGGAUUGCCACUGUUAUAAGUAUAUGCUACCUCAAUUAAAGUAUAUGGCCUGUUAUUUUAAUUCAA
Momordica charantia (bitter melon) is the source of this 3016-nucleotide messenger RNA. Its product is annotated as Glycosyl hydrolase family protein. Gene Ontology annotation, biological process: arabinan catabolic process; xylan catabolic process. Lineage: Eukaryota; Viridiplantae; Streptophyta; Magnoliopsida; Cucurbitales; Cucurbitaceae. Gene Ontology annotation, molecular function: alpha-L-arabinofuranosidase activity; xylan 1,4-beta-xylosidase activity. The record is from RefSeq and is a predicted model, not a curated record.